Molecule: messenger RNA, 723 nt
Organism: Leucoraja erinaceus (little skate)
Lineage: Eukaryota; Metazoa; Chordata; Chondrichthyes; Rajiformes; Rajidae
Product: PHD finger protein 1-like
Exons: 7
Biological process (GO): chromatin organization; regulation of DNA-templated transcription
Cellular component (GO): nucleus
Molecular function (GO): DNA binding; chromatin binding
Source: RefSeq, a predicted model, not a curated record
AAGGGAGGAGCUCUGAAGAAGGGUCCGUACGCCAAUGCCAUGCGGCUGAUGAAGAGGGUCCUUCCCUACCAGCUCGAGUCCCUGGACUGGGACCCCCAGCACCUGACCAACCAGCAGCAGUGUUACUGUUACUGCGGUGGUCCUGGCGAGUGGAAUGUGAUGAUGCUUCAGUGUUUCCGCUGCCAGCACUGGUUCCACGAGGCUUGUACACAGUGCCUGAGCAAACCCUUGCUCUAUGGAGACAGGUUCUAUCUGUUUCUGUGCUGUGUGUGUACUGGUGGAUCAGAGUAUGUGAUACGAUUAUCCUUGGCUUGGGUGGACAUUGCCCACCUGGUCCUCUACCACCUCACCAGCUGCUGUAGAAGGAAGUACUUCGACUUUGAGCGGGAAAUCCUGGCCUUUGCCAACGAGAACUGGGACAACCUUCUGGUGGGCGAGCUCUCCUGCGCCUCAAAGACUGAACGCUACGACCAACUCCUGAAAACCCUGAACGCUCAUCGGGACAGGUUUGUAUCGGGGAAGGAGAUAAAGAAGAAGAAGUGUAUCUUUGGUCUUCAGGAACGAGUGCCGCCCCCUCCCCCCUCCCCCGCCUCACUGAGGGAGGGGCAACGACUGCUGCCCCCUCCCUCACUCCCACACACCCCCACCAGUGAAUACAAGUCUAUUCGAACCCCUUCUUUCAUCAUAUGUCUGAGGACUCUGGAGGAAGGACCGGAGCCAUAG